GCAAUUCCAACUUCAUGUGCUGUUUACCUCAACACGUGCGGGAGUUUUUGUUUAUAUUUUAGCUCGUGGUUUUAGCUAAAAGCCCGCCGCAAUAUGAAGUUUUCCUACAAAUUUUCCAACCUGUUGGGCACAAUAUAUCGUAAUGGAAACUUGGUGUUCACACCGGAUGGCAAUUCGGUUAUCAGUCCGGUUGGCAAUAGGAUAACGGUCUACGAUUUGAAAAACAACAAAUCGCGCACCUUGUCCCUGGAAUCGCGAUAUAACUACACGAACAUAGCUCUUUCCCCGGAUGGAAGUCUGCUGAUCGCAGUCAAUGAAAGGGGGGAAGCGCAGCUCAUCAGCAUGAUGUCCUGUACGGUGAUACAUCGUCACAAGUUCCAGACGGGCGUACAGUGCAUCUGCUUUAGUCCGAAUGGAGCUUUCUUUGCCGUCGCUGUCCACAACGUAGUGCUAAUAUUCUGUGCACCUGGUGAGAUCACCGGGGAGUACAAUCCUUUCGUCCUCCGCCGAAAAUUCCUCGGUGGAUACGACGAUGUCACUUGGCUGGACUGGUCUUCGGACUCUCGACUUUUGGCAAUCGGCUGUCGGGAUAGCUCCACCAAAAUCGUUGCCAUCAACUAUACAAAGAACUUCCGCACCUAUAACCUAAGUGGCCACACGGAUGCCAUUGUGGCUUGUUUUUUCGAGGCGAACAGCUUGCACUUGAACACCAUAAGCCGCAAUGGUCAGCUCUGCUUGUGGGAAUGCAGCCUGGCUCCCUCGGAUUUAGAGGAUGCUGAAAGGCCAAAGAUCGCUCCCCCUCAAAGGAAGAAGGAAAAGAAGGCAGUAUCUGAUAAUGAGUCAGAAGAUGACGUUGAAAAUGUGGUGGAAAAGGAUGCGUUGAAGGAAGAAUCGUCCAAGGAUGCCGAAGAUGUCAACCAUAUAAAAAAUGAGGACGAGACGAAGGGUCACCCCUUCUUUUACAAGAAAAUAACUCGUCAUUACUUGGCCGAUGAGCCGCGAAAAGAGCAGCGGGAUGUACAACUGACCGCGGCAAACUACAACACUCGUACCAAGGUUUUGGUGGUAGCCUUCAGUUCCGGAGCUUUCUACCUCUACGAAUUGCCCGACGUGAACAUGAUUCAUUCGCUGAGCAUCUCCGACUAUCCCAUUUCGGCGGCCCUCUUCAACUGCACUGGUGACUGGGUGGCAUUGGCCUCCCGAGAGAUUGGACAACUUCUGGUUUGGGAGUGGCAAAGUGAGCAAUACAUAAUGAAGCAGCAGGGACACAGCAGCGAAAUGACCUGCAUUGCAUACUCCUCGGAUGGUCAGUUCAUCGCCACUGGCGGUGAGGACUCAAAGGUGAAGCUCUGGAACACGCAGAGCAGCUUCUGUUUUGUUACUUUCAGCGAGCACACAAGUGGAGUAACUGGCAUACAGUUCAGCAGGAACAAGAAAUUCCUGGUUAGCAGUUCCCUAGACGGCACAGUGCGUGCUUUUGAUGUCAACAGAUACCGCAACUUCAGGACUUUCACCUCACCGAAUCCUGCUCAGUUCUCCUGUGUGGCUGUGGAUUACUCUGGCGAGUUAGUUGCGGCUGGCGGCCAGGACGUAUUCGACAUCUUCCUUUGGUCAAUUAAAACAGGAAAGCUGCUGGAGAUCAUCAGUGGCCAUGAGGGACCCGUAGUUUCCAUAGCAUUCUCUCCAGUGGCUACUUCAUCUACUUUGGUGUCUGGAUCUUGGGACAAGACCGUCAAGAUAUGGAACUGCCUCGAGAGCAACAGCGAGCACGAAACUAUUGAUGCUGUUUCAGAUGUUACAAAUGUUACAUUCAGUCCUAGUGGUGAAGAGAUCGCUGUGGCCACUCUCAGUGGUAAUAUAACCAUUUUCGACAUCAAAUCUGCUGGCCAAGUUGCUACUAUAGAGGGUCGUAAUGAUCUGAGCGCAGGGCGCCUGGAAACCGAUAUUAUAACAGCGAGGAAAAAUGCUCAGGCAAAUUAUUUUUCCACCAUCGAGUACUCAGCGGAUGGUGAGUGCAUACUGGCGGCUGGAAAGUCUGCGAACAUAUGCAUUUACCAUGUUAGGGAGGCAAUACUAUUGAAGAAAUUUGAGAUCACACAAAACCACAGCUUAGAUGGACUUAAUGACUUUAUCAGUCGGAAACAUUUAAGUGAAUUUGGCAACAUGGCUCUGGUGGAAGAACGUGAAGAGCUGGAGGGUGGAAGGGUGGCUAUUCGAUUGCCGGGCGUGCAACGGGGAGACAUGUCAUCCAGGAGAUUCCAGCAAGAGGUUAGGGUGUUCUCCGUAAAGUUCUCACCCACCGGCCAGGCAUUUGCGGCUGCUGGCACUGAAGGACUCUGCAUAUACGCCUUAGAUAAGGGUGUUGUCUUCGAUCCCUUUGAUCUCUCGCUGGAAGUUACGCCGAAAGCGGUCCACGAGUCCCUCAAGCAGCAGAAUUACACCAAGGCGUUGGUCAUGUCCCUCAAGCUAAACGAGCCCAAUUUGAUUGCCCUAGUGCUGGAGCGAGUGCCGUAUAAGGACGUCGAACUGGUUUGUGCGGAUCUGUCGCCGGAGUUUGCCCAGCGACUGUUGCAACAAUUGGCCCGUCAUCUCCAGUCCACGCCACACAUAGAGUUCUAUCUGCAAUGGAGCUGCUGUCUGCUGACCAAACACGGAAACCAAGAUGGAGUCUUUCAGCACACGGGCUUGCUGGCACUGCACGAGGUUCUUUCGAGGAAAUACGAAAUGCUUAACAAAAUCUGCGACUACAACAAGUACACGUUGAAAGUACUCCUGGAUAGAGCGGAUAAGUUGGAGCAGGAAAACGAGGGCAAACCCAAUGCGACGGAGGAAGAUAGUGAUGAGGAAAUGCUACUUAUCAGGUCGAAGGACGACGAAAAUGGACAGGAGCAGUUUAGCGAUGAGGAGGAGAGCGACAGCGGAUCCGAAGAAGAGAUGGCUUGAAUCGGAGCUUUGCCACCUAUUUCCUUGUUAUCUAAAUCGACGCUUAGUUUGUUUGAUAGAUGUACGCGCCUUGUCUUUUAUUAAGAAUAAAUUUAAAGCUUUUCGAUAACAUUGUUAGAGGGUUCACUGAACUACGAUUAGCUGAGUGAACAACAUAACUUAAAAAUGGAAAGAAUACAGAUAUUUAUAUAAACUUAACUUGGUAUAGCAGUUACAAUCCUAGAUAAAUAUAUGCAUGUAAUAUAUAUAGUAGUGAUGUAAUGUAUUUACAUUGUGUUUGUAUUUCCAUAUCAAAUAUAAACUCGAUUUAGCUUAA
Messenger RNA from Drosophila mauritiana, 3259 nucleotides. RefSeq names its product periodic tryptophan protein 2 homolog. The record is from RefSeq and is a predicted model, not a curated record. Gene Ontology annotation, cellular component: Pwp2p-containing subcomplex of 90S preribosome; small-subunit processome. Bases 94 to 2943 code for a protein of 949 amino acids. Gene Ontology annotation, molecular function: protein binding. Lineage: Eukaryota; Metazoa; Arthropoda; Insecta; Diptera; Drosophilidae. The transcript is spliced from 10 exons. Gene Ontology annotation, biological process: maturation of SSU-rRNA from tricistronic rRNA transcript (SSU-rRNA, 5.8S rRNA, LSU-rRNA); ribosomal small subunit assembly.